AUGUUCUCCCACGCCUUCACCUCCAUCCCCAUCAUCGACCUCUCGCUCGCCUCGUCCCCGAGCACUCGCAGCGAACUGCUCCACCAACUCCGCCACGCCCUCACCUCCGUCGGCUUCCUGUACGUAGCCAACCAUGGCGUCCCCGAGAAGGUGAUUUCCGAUCUUGUCGAGGCGCUGCCAAAGCUCUUCGCGUUGCCCGCGCAGGCCAAAGACGAGAUCGCGCUGCGCAACUCGCCGCAUUUCCUCGGCUACAGCAGCGUGGGCGCCGAGAUGACGGCCGGCAGGACCGAUCGGAGAGAGCAGGUCGAGUUUGCGACUGAGCUGGAGGAGAGAUGGGCUCCUGGAUGCGGGAUUCCGUUGUAUGAGAGGUUGAAGGGGCCGAAUCAGUGGCCAUCUGCGUACCCCGCUCUCCGCCCAAUCGUCGAGACAUACAUUCGCGAACUCACUGCCCUGGGCGAGCGAUUCCUCCGUCUGGUCGCUGAAGCGCUGUCUCUGCCAUCAGAUACUUUCUUCCCCUUCCUGUCUGACCAGCACCGUCUCAAGCUCGUCCAUUAUCCCGCAUCAGAUCCCUCUUCAGACAAUUGUCAAGGCGUAGGCCCCCACAAAGACUCCUCCGGAUGGUGGACAUUCCUCCUGCAGGCAUCGCCCCCGGAAACCAAAGGCCUGCAAGCCCUCAACCGCAACGGCGAAUGGAUCGACGUCCCCGCCAUCCCCGGUACGUUCGUCGUCAACAUCGGCCAGGCUUUCGAAGUCGUGACCACCGGGGUCUGCAAGGCGACGGUGCAUCGCGUGCUUUCCGGUCCGCACGAUCGGUUCAGCGUGCCUUUCUUCCAGGGCGUGCGGGGCAGUCUGACCAAGGCAGAGGCGGUGGAGACGUUGAGGGGGCAUUUUGAAGAGCAUUUCCGUCGCCAUGAUGAAGAGGGCGAGAGUGAACAGGCCCAGAUCGACUCGCCUUUUCUUAGAGGGAAGUAUGAUACUUGGGGCGAGUCGCAGCUUCGGACCAAGAUUCGGAGUCAUCGCGAUGUGGGGAGGAAGUUUUACGCGGACGUUUACGAGAAGUAUAUUAAUGACGACUGA
Messenger RNA from Rasamsonia emersonii CBS 393.64, 1077 nucleotides. RefSeq names its product Hyoscyamine 6-dioxygenase. Bases 1 to 1077 code for a protein of 358 amino acids. The record is from RefSeq and is a predicted model, not a curated record. The transcript is spliced from 2 exons. NCBI's taxonomy places the organism in Eukaryota, Fungi, Ascomycota, Eurotiomycetes, Eurotiales, Trichocomaceae.